UCAAAGAUUUCAAAGUAUUAAUUAUUAAAACAGUGGUCAUUGCAACAUAUACUCUUUGAUUGCAACUUGAUUAAUUGAUCACUAAUUUACUAAGUAUUUCGAAAAUUUAUUUGUUAGGUUAGUUCUAAAUCUGGCGUAAUAUAAGCAUGUCCGAGAAAGACGUAGAAAAAUGGACGAGGGAAGGUCAAAACAAAGAACUUUAUAUGUCUACAAGUUGUUCAAGUUUUGAAAUGUUAGACCCUCACGACCCUGUAAUUAGCCGUCUCGCAACACAAUUAUUUAAAAAGACCAAUGAUUAUUUACAAGGGGAAAUGGCAGCUGGACAGGAUCAUUAUAAUCUCCUGGAAGAAAUUAACCGACUGGCGAUUACAAAAUACACAGAUCUUAAGAAUUUGACGGUCAAUUUAAGCAAAACUUUAAAUGAAUAUAAUGAAAUGUUUAAUUCUCAGAUUAAGCCAUUGCUCCUUCAAAUUGACCAAAUUGAUGCACAAGUAUCACAGUUUGAGGCAAAUGCCUACCGUUUGGAUAACUAUACGAAGCAAUUAAAGGCUCGUUUUAAGGAACUUGAAGAAAAUUAAAUAUUAAAAUAAUAUAUAAGAAUGUCUAUAAAAAUGUUUUUGCUUAAUAAAUAUAAUUGCAAUUAAUCAAUAUGAUUAUACAUUCUGUUUUUUUUUUUUUAUUAUUUUGUUGACUUCAUAAUUUUUAUUAAAUUUUGUAAAUUAUAGACAGUGCAAUAAAUUGGUGUUAUGUUUUUCA
Molecule: messenger RNA, 756 nt
Organism: Melitaea cinxia (Glanville fritillary)
Lineage: Eukaryota; Metazoa; Arthropoda; Insecta; Lepidoptera; Nymphalidae
Gene: Blos2
Product: biogenesis of lysosome-related organelles complex 1 subunit 2
Exons: 5
Coding region: 147-578 (143 amino acids)
Biological process (GO): lysosome localization; endosomal transport
Cellular component (GO): BORC complex; gamma-tubulin complex; BLOC-1 complex
Molecular function (GO): gamma-tubulin binding
Source: RefSeq, a predicted model, not a curated record